This is a messenger RNA of Sinocyclocheilus grahami, 797 nucleotides long. RefSeq lists its product as uncharacterized. The transcript has 2 exons. The coding region runs from base 67 to 393 and encodes 108 amino acids. The record is from RefSeq and is a predicted model, not a curated record. Gene Ontology annotation, biological process: positive regulation of protein ubiquitination; adherens junction maintenance. NCBI's taxonomy places the organism in Eukaryota, Metazoa, Chordata, Actinopteri, Cypriniformes, Cyprinidae.
AAACCCCAAUCUGGUCCUGUACAUACUAAUAAACCCCAACAAGUUCAGGUUACUUCACCCAAACGAAUGCUCAAGCCUCCCCCACCGUACACGAAGGUGGUCCGCACGACGUCACUAAGAGAGUAUCUCAACCACCCCAGCCGUGUGAUUCCUCGAGAAGUGGUAUCAGGGGAGCUUAAAACCUGGCACCAGAAAAACAAUAUAGCCAUAUCCAAACCCCGCUCACUUGAACGGCAAGGAUCGACUAAACUUAAGCGCCCAGAGCCGCCACCCUACCACCAUAUUCCCUCUAAUAAACAGGUUUCUCAGAAAGUGAUUCUGCAAAGGGCUUCCGAUGGAACGCCACUGCAGUGGUACGAAGAGGAAGACUCCGAGAUUGUGAGUCAGGUGUAACCAGGUAGAAGAAACCUAGAGGAAAUUAAACAGAGAAAAAGUGAACUCUAAUUGUACACCAUCUUUAUUUUUAUUUAUUGAGCCAAUGGACUCACUGAUGUAGUCUGAUUAUGUUAAUUCUCACCAAGACUUUUUGACCAAGUUGGAGCUGAGUCAGUGAAGUAUAUGCCUAAAUUCCAUAUAUGCCUACAUUUGUGAUUUAAAUUUCAAGUCUAAGACUUCCUUGUAAGGCAUCGUGCCUGAUAUUUAUGAUGAAUGUAUCAUAAAAUUGUGAUUUUAUUGUUGUCAGGAAAGUGUGGCCCACUUUUUGCAUAUGAACGCCCUCAAGGAAAUGACAUAAUUUAGUAUAUAUUUGUGUCUGGUACACGAUCUUUCAUAAUUAAAGUAUUAUGCAAUGUCUUAGU